This is a messenger RNA of Quercus lobata, 2605 nucleotides long. RefSeq names its product receptor-like protein EIX1. NCBI's taxonomy places the organism in Eukaryota, Viridiplantae, Streptophyta, Magnoliopsida, Fagales, Fagaceae. The transcript is spliced from 2 exons. Gene Ontology annotation, molecular function: protein binding. The coding region runs from base 112 to 2304 and encodes 730 amino acids. The record is from RefSeq and is a predicted model, not a curated record.
UGCAAAUUGUAAGUACCAAUAAUUCAAGUGAAAAAAGAAAAGUUAAUAGACAAUCCGCAUGCUUAAAAAUAAAAAUCUAUAACAACGAUCCUUGUAAGGAGAUAAGGGAAAAUGGCCAACAUGAAUACCACCUUUGUACUUCUUAAUCUUCUUUACCUUCUUUUGAUAACCGAAUCUAUUUCACUUGAAGCUGUACCAUCCAAUUCUAUUGCUGCAAAUGCCAACGUGCGUUGCAUUGAGAUAGAGAGAGUAGCCCUUCAAAAAUUCAGAAAAGGUCUUAAGGAUCCAUUCAAUAGGCUUUCUUCUUGGGUGGGUCAAGAUUGUUGCAAUUGGGAAGGCAUAGGUUGUAGCAAUCAAACGAGCAACGUAGUAAAGAUUGAUCUUGGAAGCUCAAAUCUAUGUGGUUUUGAAGGAGGAAGCCAAUAUACUCCUGAUCAGCAUAAUUGUUUGAGUGGUAAGUUAGAUCCUUCUUUACAUAAUCUGAAAUAUUUGAGUUACUUAAACCUAAGCAACAUCAAUUUCCAAGGAGUAUCAUUCCCAUAUUUCCAUGGCUCUCUCAAGAAGUUGACAUACCUUGACCUUUCCUUUACAAUGUUUUCUGGAUUAGUGUCUCCCAGUCUUGGAAAUUUAACAAAUUUGAGAUAUCUUAAUCUCGUUCCCUCUCAAUUUUCUGACAGAACUCUUUCGGUUUCAAAUAUAUAUUGGCUCACCAAUCUCUCUUCCUUACAAUACUUGAAUUUGCAAAACAUAGUCCUUAGCAAAGCAGAAACUCAUUGGCUGCAAGUUGUCAAUAUGCUUCCGUCACUAUCAGAGUUGUAUCUGUCAAGUUGUGGUCUUCAUCAUCUCCCUCAAACUCUUCCAUUUGUGAAUUUUACGUCCCAUUCGGUCCUUGAUCUCUCAAAUAAUGGCUUCAACUCUUCUUCUAUUCCCCCCAUGGUUGAGUGGGUAGAUCUAAGUUACAAUAAUUUAACUGGUUCACUCCCAAUGUGGCCUAGUGUGCAAUAUCUCUUAUUGAGGAAAAAUCUUCUUUCUGGACCAUUACCAGUAAACAUCUUCCAACGUAUGACAAAUUUGGUCGCCCUAGAUCUUGCAGGAAACUUUCUAAAUGGUAGGAUCCCCUCAUUGACCAGUGGGCCGACAGGUUUGUGGUCUGUUGAUUUAUCGAACAAUCUUUUAUCUGGAAACAUCCCCAGGCAUUGGAUGAGUAUGCAAAAAUUAGAGGCCAUUGAUCUGUCGCGAAACAAUCUAUUGGGUUACAUCCCAACCUCAUUGUGCUCACUACCUACUCUUAAUUGGCUGCAACUAAGCUACAACAAUUUUUCUGGAGAUCACUUUUCCACCUUGCAAAACUGCUCAAGCUUAUAUGCACUUGAUGUUGGAGGUAAUAGAUUCUCAGGGACUUUGCCAAAAUGGAUUGGAAAAAGGCUACCUUCAAUAUCAGAAUUGCGCCUACGAGGAAACAUGCUCUCAGGACCCAUUUUGGAACAAUUGUGUUUUCUCGCUCGUCUACAUGUUUUGGACUUUGCACAUAAUAAUUUUUCAGGAUCUAUCCCUACUUGUUUGGGCAAUUUGGCUGGUUUGAAAUCUUUGGUCGAAUAUUCUACAUCACCAAUCCAACGUCAUCUUCCACUAACCUACUUGGAGCAUAUGGAUUUAACUGCAAAGGGUGCCCAACGUGAAUAUUACAGCCAAAUUUUCUUGAUGAAUAGUAUAGAUCUUUCAAGAAACAAUCUAACCGGAGAGAUUCCAAAAGCACUAACAAAGCUCUCAUUACUAUCUACCUUAAAUUUGUCAUGGAAUCAAUUGACCAGAAAGAUACCAGAGAAUAUAGGAGCAUUGCAUAAUUUAGAAACUCUUGACCUCUCAUGCAACCAUCUUUCAGGUCUCAUUCCUCCAAGUAUGCCUUCUUUGACUUUUUUAAGUCAUUUGAACUUGUCAUAUAACAACUUGUCUGGACCUAUUCCAUCAGCCAACCAAUUUCUAACCUUCUUUGAUCUGUCCAUUUAUGAGGGUAACCCAAAACUUUAUGGGCCUCCAUUGAUAACAAAUUGCUCAUUAUUGCCAAGUGAUGGGGAUACAGAAGCUGUAAAUGAAGACAAUGAGGAAUUCAGGUUUGAAAAGUUAUGGUUCUAUGUAAGUGUUGUAUUGGGGUUCAUUUUGGGAUUUUGGAUUGUUUGCGGUAGUUUGGUAAUAAAGAAGUCUUGGAGACAUGCUUACUUCCAUUUUGUUGAUGAAAAGAAAGAUAUGCUUUUUGUGGCUAUCAAAGUUAAUAUGGCUCGUUUGCAAGGGAAGAUUGAAGCAUAGAGAUGCAAAGAUUGAAGUUGUGCUUCAUUAUCAUGUGGAAGUCCCAGUACUUGCAAAUCCUAUGAUUUAUAGUAUGUGUUUCUUCAAUUCAUGCACGUGGAGAAGUACUCUGAUAGAGAUUAAGUUAUGUUAGUUUGUUUGUUGUAACAUAGAUAGUUGUGUAGUUGUAUCAAUGGAAAAGCUCAGGCGUGGUAUUUUGAUUAGUAUAAAUAGAUAGCUCACUAUAAUUAAUGAAGAGUAAUUAGUAAAUAGAUAGCUCACUAUAAUUAAUGAAGAGUAAUUAGUUGUAUAAUUUUUCUCA